AUGCUCCGUCAUCCACCCAGUUUGAUUCAGAACGACACACAACCAUCCUCCUAUAUCCGUCCAUCUGUAGGUAGCGCAACGGCCGAGUGUGAGACAAUCCCCGCGACUACAUCGGAUUCAGAUGUCAGGAAUAGUGAUUGCGCAUUCCCACCAUCUUGCUCCCAAAUUUUCAUUCUAUGGGAAACGUUUCGACAAAAUGUUGCCCCCGUGGUCAAUAUAUUCCACCUCCCAAGCACCAAGCAAACAUUUAUGAACGCCGCGAUGGCUCCAGAUCUCGUCCACCGCGACACGAAACCGCUCAUGUUUUCCGUCUACUACGCAGCCGUCGCCAGCAUGACCGACGAUAUAUGUAUCCAGAAUAUGGAGAAUGCCCGUUCAACGCUGUUGUUGCAUUACCAUUGCGCCACCCAGCAAGCUCUGAUCAAGGCCAAUAUCUUCCACACGCAAAAUAUACAGGUUUUGCAAGCCGCGGUUCUCUUGUGGACAUGUAUGCAGAACCAGGAUGAUCGCGGUUAUAUCUGGUCUAUGGUAUCUCUGCUAUUCCGCGUCGCACAGGCCAUGGGUAUGCAUCGUGAUGGUGGAACCAUGCUCGACCUCACACCUAUUGAAGUCGAAGUCCGAAGACGGAUCUGGUGGCAGAUUUGCUUCUUAGAUGUACGAUUGUCUAAGAUUAAUGACCGUGAACCGCUUCAGUAUCGGAUAUUAUUUGAUACUCAGAUCCCAUUGAAUAUAAACGAUGAAGACAUACCAGCGGACUCGACAACCCCAGCCGUUGAACGAGCGGAAGCAACGGAGAUGACAUUUUGUCGGAUGCGCUGCCAUCUCAUUGCCGCGGCGCAGGAGAUGAGUUUACUUGGCCGAGGUACCGGGGCAGAGGCGAGAGAAACCUCAAAACCUUUUCCUUCGCGGCAGGCAGAACGGAUUUUGCAUAACUUCCGUGGGUCACUUGAAAGGAGUCACAUAAGACAGUAUAACUCGUUUAUUCCUUUGUGA
Penicillium brevicompactum is the source of this 993-nucleotide messenger RNA. Its product is annotated as fungal specific transcription factor domain-containing protein. Gene Ontology annotation, biological process: DNA-templated transcription. The transcript has a single exon. NCBI's taxonomy places the organism in Eukaryota, Fungi, Ascomycota, Eurotiomycetes, Eurotiales, Aspergillaceae. Gene Ontology annotation, molecular function: DNA binding; zinc ion binding. The record is from RefSeq and is a predicted model, not a curated record. The coding region runs from base 1 to 993 and encodes 330 amino acids.